AUGGCACCCGCGCCUCUCCCUACAUUACAAAACCCUUGGGCCGGCAUGGAUCCCACAGAACCCGAGCGUCUCCGUACACAAUAUUUUGAGCAUCUCUAUACCUCGAAGACCUCACUGGCAUUCUACGUCAAGGGACCACUGAGUCGGGCACGAGCACAUGUGCGAUCAGGUGGAGACCCUGCGAAGGGAAUAUUUGAACUUUCCGAAUUUUACGAGCAAAUUAUAUUGCCUACAAAGAAAAUCGAUCUAAAAUACAAGGAGUCUCUGGCAAACAUCAUCAAAGCAUUGCCUUCGAUUGUGGCGGAGCAGGAAAGCGAGAGUGCCGUCGGACAAGCCGCAUCUCAAAAGAAAAGGAGUCGGAAGAAGAAAGCGAAGCUGGGCAAGGAUUGUCUGUGGCCUGACGAGGAGGACUUCAUUGCGAAAUGGUGGCGUAGCAGGGAUUUGAAGCCGACGAGCCUUACAGCGACCAGCCAGACCGAGGAGAUGCGGAAAGAAUUCGCUGAUUUGCGUAUGCGGGAAAGUGAAAUGCAGAUGCUUCUAAUUCUGGAGGUCAUGUUGCUUGAAAUCGCCGGAUCACGACUCUCGGAGAAUGCGAAGCCUGUGCAGGUAACAGAUCCCGACGUGAAGCUCGAAUCGAUCGAGGAUGACAACAAUGCAAUCUUGGCCACAGUUCCACAGAGGCAACAAAAGAGGAAGAGGCGCAACUGGUCGAGUGAAAUCGACACCAUCGUCGAUCGUCUAUGCAUCUGGCACACCAUCAGCCUCGAUGACCUUGUCGCCACAGAAGAUAAAAGGAACAGCACCACCUCUUCCAAAGCUAAUGAUUCCCUUAGGGACUUUUGCAAGGACGUCCUUCUCCCAUUCUACUCGAUCAAACUCCCAGAGCAAAUCAAAUCAAUAUGUCGUAAGCUCGGCGGACCCGAGAUUUCUCCCAAGCGAUCCAAACAUCUUCCUCCAGCACCUUCCGCAACCCUGCAUAGAUCGUCCUCGAUAUCGUCACUCACAAAACCUACAUCAGCAAGGCCAUUCACGAAACGGACUCUCGAGAGGGUUCUUAGCGAAGACCACCAACUCCAUCGGCACGGCUCGCCGCCGACUACCUUCUCCCGCGGUCCCUCUGUAACAGCUUCCAUGACGCAGAAUCCUAUAAUCCCAACUCUAAAGCGCGAGCCUUCUGAGAGGCCCGUCUCUCGCGGGGGCAACCUCUCAAAGUCGGUAUCAUUCAGUAGUCGCGAAAUUGAUCUUGCUGCGGAUCAAAGGGCGCAUGAUCUCAAGCGGCGCAAGCUCGAUCGGUUGGCUCAGCAGAAGAAGGAGUUGGAGGCCGCAAUUGAUGCGCUUAAGAAGCCCGAUCGCAGGACCGUGGCAGGACUCUUCAUGGACGAAGUAGAGGACAGGAAGAGUAGGGAGAAGGAGCGGAAGCCAGCAAUCCAGAUAUCUGCAACGCCGAGGGCGAAGCGGACCCAAGAUUUCAUGCAGGAGCCAGAAUUGCCGCUACAGCCAAGAGUGACGAUUCAGGAACAAGAUACAGGAGCGAUAAUUCCGUCGUCAACAGUCAAGCCUCGGCUGGUACGUCCUGGGAUACCGAGUUCGACCAGCACCACUAGAUCGUCAGCGACAAAACGAGCAGUCCUUGCAGCCAUUCAUGAGACGCCAUCACGCGGGAUCGACAAGAAAACUUCGAAUCCGCUGAACUUGCCAACUCUUUACCCCUCUCAGGCUGGGCCAGGAGACCUGUUCACGAUAGCAUCAAUUCCGGCAUCCAAACGAACAAACCUUGGUGGAGAAAGCGUGCCUUUGUCUGACCCUGAUCCGCCUUCUGGAUCCUCGCAGGUUGGACGUUCUGAGGGGACGAACAGUGUGCAAAGCCUGCGCAUGACUCGGUCCCAGCGCCCAGUUCUUUUUACGCCGGUGAAGAGGAGUGAUGUGCCGCUCGACCAUGUAUUCCGCGACGCACCAGAGAUUCCUGAGCAAGCCGGACAGAUGAUGGAUCGAGUCAUGGGUGGUAAGGGACGUGGGAUGAUGGAUGACAGCUUUCGGUGGACUCAGAGUCCUGAUGAUACGAGGACGCCUAGAGGAGGGACUUCUGAGAAAGCAUGCCCCGCCACUGAUGAGGUUGAGGAGGGAGACAUUUACGACAAAUUGGGUUGGAAUGAUGACUUUGACCUGUGA
Molecule: messenger RNA, 2169 nt
Organism: Fonsecaea nubica
Lineage: Eukaryota; Fungi; Ascomycota; Eurotiomycetes; Chaetothyriales; Herpotrichiellaceae
Exons: 1
Coding region: 1-2169 (722 amino acids)
Biological process (GO): DNA replication initiation
Cellular component (GO): DNA replication preinitiation complex
Source: RefSeq, a predicted model, not a curated record